Pisolithus orientalis is the source of this 1223-nucleotide messenger RNA. RefSeq lists its product as uncharacterized. Lineage: Eukaryota; Fungi; Basidiomycota; Agaricomycetes; Boletales; Pisolithaceae. The transcript is spliced from 4 exons. Bases 249 to 782 code for a protein of 177 amino acids. The record is from RefSeq and is a predicted model, not a curated record.
CAUCAAGCCAGCUGUAAAUGAUACUAGGACUUACUACUUAUUGUCAAAGUUGUCACUGGGAUCCAAAAAACCCUGGCCUGGUGAAUGCCAGAGGUAUUUCUCCUCCUAGCCACGACAAGAUCGAGUAUCGACUGCUGCUGUGCUGCUCUCGAAACCGGGCAGCGAUUUGAAAUCUUCUAGCCCCCCCCUCGAGUCACGUUCACUUUAAUUACACUCGUUUCUCAUAAAUUACCCCAGCUUCCGACGACAUGAAUUCUGGACCCUAUCUCGAGGACCAUGCUACCGUCCUUGUGACCAAUCGCCGUUUCUCAUCCGAAACCCGUUCCUGCGAUUUGCACAUCCGCAACUCCCCAACUCUUUUAGCACCCAACUCUGAACGAUCUUCAUGCUCUUCGACGAAACCAUCACCGACUGUCAGAUUCGCACCUCUGCCAAAGACCGAGUCAACCAGGAAGCGCUCCAUCCCCCCUCUUGGGGUUUCGGGGCGCACACGCCAUUCACGUAUUUCUAAAGAAGGACGGAAACCGCUGUGGUCUAUCGAUCCAUCUUCGGAGGAGAUAGGGGAGGAUCCCAUCAUCGUUCUUGGGAGGUUUGCCAAAAAGGCGGGUAUUAGGUUGUUGCAAAGAGUCAGAAGGAAGUCUGCGUCCCAAGAGAAAGGUGGUCGCUAUUCGGGUGACUUUUUAAAGGACACAGAGCCUGCAGUAUCGCCGCAAGAGACGGCAGGACCCAAAGCUGGACGACGACGGAGGAUAUCGAUUGGAGAGAGUGUUAUGGUUGACUGAGGGUGGUGUGCUUGCUUCUGCCGGAAAUUUUCAAGUACGCACAAGUGCUGGAGGCCAACUGACAUUCUCCGUGUUUCCUAGGCCGUCUUUAUGGACUGUACUCUCGCCGGCCAUUUUCACACCAUCCUUAACAUUUUCCUUCACCCUUUUUCCCGUGAUGACUGUAUCCCCCCCAGUUAAAGCCUACAUUACUAUUAGGCAUUAAAUCCAAGGGCUUUCUGAUUAAUCGAUCAUUUACUUUAGGUAGUUGUCCUUGCCAAUAAUUAGGUCUCCAACCUAACGUGUGUAGUAGUACUUGGUCUGGCGUCAAUCUUUUUCCUUUGGGCUACAUAAUAUACUUGACCAAUUAAUCCGCCUCCAGUCUUUGUUAACAUUUUUCGUGUCUGACGGUAUAUGCUGUGCGUUAAUGUGCUCUUCCCGAAAACUGUUGACGCUCCGGAA